CCCCCCCCCCCCCUCUCUGUGCCUUGCUGUCUCCUGCCUUCUGUGGUGCAUCUGCACUGUGGAACAGACCCUUGCAGACCCUGGUAGAGCACCUCUCACCUCUUCUGUUUCCUCUGUUUCUCAACAGUGCUUGGAGAGCGAAACGCUUUUUAAAAAAAAAUAGGCUGUAAUGCUGAGGUUUAAAAGCAUAUUACUGCCUCAGGAUUUAGUAUUUGUUAAGAAGUAAAUGAUAAUCUUAAGAGCUGUAAGUAAAAGAUAUUUUAACUCGUCGUGGACCAAUACGGUUUGAGGACUUGCGGCUGAAACCGCCAUCUUUGAGAAGAUUGCUUUCUUAAUCACAGUUGAAUAGAAAUAAGUUUUGUAGGAAUUUUUACUCUUGUAUUUCAGAUUAGAUUUUAAUUCUACUAUUUUUAUUUUACUAUUAUUUUUUUUUAAAGAUUUAACAUGCCGAAGCUGCAUGUUUAAAAACCUUAGGGAAUUCAUAAAGGGAGAAACGGUGAAUAUUAACAUAAACAGGGCGAGUUCUAAUCUAAGGGAAAAGUACUAAUUGGCUCAGUGGCUGUCUUCCACAUGAUCUUCUUAGAUUGAGUUUAAAUGUUUUUACAUUUUACAAAGAUCUAUUUUAAAUUAAAACUAGGUUAUUUAAAUUGAACCAAGUGUCAGAUAUAGUGAUCUGGGGAAAAAUAUAUAUAGUCUAUUGAGAAUUUAUGAGACGUGAAGAUGUUUAAUUUCAAUCAUGUGUAGCACAAACAUGCUGUGGAAGGACGAAGGAGUUUGAAUGUCAGUGUUGUCUGUAUACAUUGUGUUUCAACAUAAACGUCAGUAUCCAAUCAAAUCCUUUUUUACAAGCAAGACAUUUUUACUUUUUUUUUUUUUUACAUUUUUACUUUUACAUUUAUGCGAAAGUGCACAUAGUCUCCGCAGUAAGCAGGCUGGCCUCUCAUCUUGAGUCAAGGAAAUAAUUCCUGAAAUGUUUUACUUACUUGAAGAAAAAGGCUUCAGUCAGAAUUUUUCCAAAUUAUUUUUCCAUACUAUGUACUUGUUUCAGUUACUCUGCAGGGUAGUUCAACAGGUGUUCAUACCUUUUCAGUUAAAAUCAAAAACCUCAGUAAUUAACCACUUGAGUGGAGUGUUUAUCCCAGUUAGCCAUUUUUCCUGUUUUUGCCACUUGAAUCUUUCCCUGUGUAGUUAUCACCAUGAAGAAAGAACAGUUGAGUUAAAUAAUCCAGAUUUACACGUGGUGUGCGUCAGUUCAGGCUCAACACAUAAAUGCCUGUGCCUGCUCAAUUGGGGAAAAAUAUUUUGUGUGAACUUUAAAAGAGAACGUCCAAUAGAAAUAUUUGAAUAAUAUGUACAUCGGAAGCAAUAUUACCUUGAGUUAAAAUUGUGAUUGUGUUUAUUUCUGUUUUUGCAAAGAUACUUGAUUUUUCAGGACAUACUGUUGCAAAUAUUGUAUGUUAAAAAAAAACUUUUUUUUGAAAAACUUUUUAAGGGAUAUUCACUCCGAGAUGUUUUUUUCCUCCAUCUGUUUUCUGGGUAUGUGUGUUAGGGUUGAGGUUGGGGUUAAUUUAGGGCCCGUCUCUUUGUUGGGUAUGUGUGUUAGGGUUGGGGUUGGGGAUAAUUCAGGGCCUGUCUCUUUGCAGGGUAUGUGUGUUAGGGUUGGGGUUGGGGUUAAUUCAGGGCCUGUCUCUUUGCUGGGUAUGUGUGUUAGGGUUGGGGUUGGGGAUAAUUCAGGGCCUGUCUCUUUGCAGGGUAUGUGUGUUAGGGUUGGGGUUGGGGUUAAUUCAGGGCCUGUCUCUUUGCUGGGUAUGUGUGUUAGGGUUGGGGUUGGGGAUAAUUCAGGGCCUGUUGCUUGCUGUGUCCUGCAGUACAGACAGAAGGCUGUGGAGUUGCUCUGUACUUCAGACAAUGACUGAAAUGCACCUGUGGCUAUUCUGGAGACCUGAGCUGAGUUUGGACUGUGGCCAUUUUUCUGACCGUGUUCCAGAGGCAUUUCCUGUGUAAACUUGGGGUUGCACAGUGAACAUCCGAGACUGAAUCGUGUCUGCUUGCUUGUUCCAGCUGCGUGAGGAGGCCUGUUAGAUCAGUGUUUCUCCACCAUGGUCCUGGGGACACGCGUCAUUCAGCUGGUCUCAUUAGACCCAGCUGGUGAUUACUGCGAACGUUAAUCACAAAAACUCCAUUACUGACCUGGGCUCAACAUCACUGCUGAGGUCUGUUGUGAAUGGAACGAUGUAGCCGGAAGGGUCUUUGUAAGGUGCAGGGAACAGGAAAUUGUAAUGUUUGCGUUUCUUGAUCUUUAGGUGGGCAAAAGCACUCCUCCUGACCGUGCUUUACUUUCACACACGACUGUCGUACAGCCUGUUUGCUGUCGAGAUGCUGAGUACAGGUUGAUAUUAAAGUAAGAGUGAAAGUUGGUUAAAAGCGGUGUGAACACAUUGCAGUAUAGAGUCAGGACCAGGGUGAGAAACGCUGUAUAUGACCUGGACCGUUUGAGCGGAUUGGGUAAAAAAAAAAAAAAGAAACGGUAAACCGCUAUUGGGCAUGGUCUGUGCUGUGCUGUGCUGCGCAAUGUCUGUUCAUGUGCUAAUGUGGCUAGUCUUCAUUUUAAAAAUCCACCACUCCAUUCCUUUCCUUUAAUUUACAUGUUUCUUUUAUAAUCUGUCUGUGUAUAUAGUCUAGUUUUAUCUGUUUUAACUCUUGUGUCCAUUCAAGAACUUGUUUUGCUUCUAGGUCAUUUCUCCACAUCAAAGAUUUGGAAUUUUACAUUAUUAUAUGGCAGAAUAGUUUAGACAAAUCUUUUUUCUUUUUUUAAAUAUGAGAUCUUUGUAUAUUUUAUGUUUUUUAAAAUGUGUGCAUCUUUUGGAGGUAUAGCAUUUUAUGGAAUAAGUGCAUAACUACCAUUCUUGUCAGUUUCAUUGUUUUAAGGAAAUUAUUUUUCCGAGAAUCUUGGAGGCAGAAUUGUGCCUUAGGGGGACGCCGUCCGUGCAGGCUGAAAUGUCCGUAUCCACCACAGUAGCUUGCUGUAAAAUUAAAUAAAGAGAGAAUAUGUUACAUAUUUGCUUUUCCUUCUCUUUGUGUAUGCGUUUGCUUUUGGUUCAGAAAUCUUUAUCAGCACAGCUACGGUAAAUGUCAGAAUGCAUAAUAGAAACGUGUGUUUCUGUGGCCAUUUAACAGGAAAACGCAUAAAGAUUGGGAGUGCUGUUGGUGGCUCCUGUAGUUUAAUACCGUCACCUCUUAAGCUGCAUGUUUCAGUCUCAAUUUGUAUACUCAGUAGGCCAACUUGUUUGACCCUCCAGUAUACCAGCGCUAUAAAAAAAAUAAUUUUAAAUGACAGCCAUUUACGACACCCGGAAAUGAAUUCGGUAACUAAGUCACAUGGUGAAAACAUCCGGGCCGUACAGGAAGAGCGGAGAAAUGUGUCGAGUUUUUCAACGCUACUGAGUCAAUAGAGAAAGCAUGCGUUGCCCGUCCCAUAUCGGGAUACCGCGUUGUCUGUAGCUUGCAGUAAUGUUUAUAGCAUAACUGGCAAAUUUGCUAAUUACCAUUAGCCUACCUUCCAAAUAUAAGGUAAUGUCUCGCGCCGUGUGCUUAAUGUUAGCUUUUGGAUCCAGAAGUUUGAAUUCAGUAUCCGUUUGUGAGGCUAAACGCAUAUUGAUCGUUUCCACACGGUUCCUGUGCACCCGUUACACCAACGCUGGCCUGUCAGUAACAGGUCGCAGUCUCGUUCUUGGCGCCUGUCCGGAUGACGGGUCGGGGGUCUGGUGGAAAAUAGCAGCGCUGCCCAAGCGCGUUUGUUUCUUGGGAGGGUUGCACACGGAUUCUAAACAAAUGAAUGAUGUUAGUCGGGUCAAAAGAGUUUCUGUGGAGGGAAACAUUGCUGUGGGCAAAUCGACUUUCGCGCGGCUUCUGCAGUCUGAAAACGAGGACUGGGAAGUUGUGCAAGAACCAGUCGGCAGGUGGCAAAAUGUGGAAGGCACGUCGUCACAGGCCUUGGAGUCUCCCCAGCAGGCAGUGAGUAACCUGCUCCAGAUGAUGUACCAGGACCCCCAGCGCUGGUCCUACACCUUCCAGACCUUCUCCUGCAUGAGUCGCAUGCGGACCCAGCUGCAGCCGCUCCCCCCGCACCUGCUCCGCCCCCAGAGCACACCUGUGCAGGUGUUUGAGCGCUCCGUCUACAGCGACAGGUAUAUCUUUGCCCUGAACAUGUUUGAGCUGGGAUGCAUCAGCCCCACAGAGUGGGCUGUGUACCAGGGCUGGCACUCCUUCCUGCUGGAGCAGUUCGGCCCGCGUCUGCAGCUGGAGGGGAUUAUCUACCUGAGGGCCCCGCCCGAGACAUGUAUGCAUCGGCUGAGGAAGCGGGGGCGGCAGGAGGAGAAAGAGGUGGAGCUUGCGUACCUGGAGAAGCUGCACACUCAGCAUGAGAACUGGCUGGUGAACAAGAGCACAGAGCUGCACUUUGAGCACCUGAAGCAGGUCCCUGUGUUGGUGCUGGAUGCCGGUGUGGAGUUUGAGAGGGAUGUGGAGGUGCGGGAAAGACUCCUUGCCCAGGUGAAGGCUUUCUUCGAUGGGUUGUGAAGGACGGGUCAUGGCCUUCCUAAUCUCACAGAGCUAAGAAGCUGUCCAGCACCAGGAUUUGCUGUCAUCCCACACAUCAUGAGCUAACAGAAGAAACGGCCAGAAGUACACACACACACACACACACACACACACUCAACUUCACACACCCACGCUCAAGCACACUCAUUCACAUGCUGGCGUGGUUUACACGUUUACAGAAAACGAGAACAAGGAUUUAAUGAGUUCCUGUUCCCAGAGCCCUUUGGACCGCUUCCUACACAGAGCGUCUGAGAGACUCCCUUAAACUGCGAAUUCAGCUAGCAUAAGCUAAGUGAGCCGCUGACUUCAUAGUACUCCUUCUGAGGUCAAACCCACACAAUAACCACAAAACCUCUUCUUGACCAAUAGGGGAUUUCGUAAGGAAAUGCUUCUGAUUGGUGCUCCACAAGACCUGGAGUUAUGUGGCUGAAAAGGGGUGCUUGGAUGUACCCAAGUGUUAAAUGUGAGAUUUUAUGGACACACAAUUAGUGAUGUCACAAGAGUAAUGCGUUACCCUAAAGCAGUGAGAAAUGAAUGGUGAGGGACUCGAAUGUCCCUUGUUUUUCCGUUAUAAUCGAAUUACAUUUCUUGAAGGUGUGUGAACUGUUUUUUGUUUUGAUUUUAAGUCAAUUGAUUUUUGAUACAUGGACUGAAGUGCUGAUGCUCUUUUAUUAGGUUAAUUUUCGUGAAAUACUACCUGAUUUGUUUUUUUUUUGUUUUGUUUUUUUUACAACGCACAUAACCUCUCCAGCUCAGAAAUGCCAGGAAACGGAUGGUUAGACCCACGAUUGGAAUGUAGAGCACGUUGUCACAGUUAAGAUGCUAUUAUCAAGAUGCUGUGCUUUUAAAAUAUUUUGAUGUGUUUUAGAUGUAAUUCCAUGUGCAUUGUUGUGAUUUCAAAGCCCUAACUGUUGAAAAAUGUUAACGGUUAAACAGUGAUUCAUUUGACCUCCCGCACAGAAUUUAUCUGCAAAGCAGUGAUUUGCAGAGACUUCCGCUUGCUUUACACAGCAGCCGAUUCAAGCCCGGGAAUUUGAAUUCUCAUCAUAGCUGAGAAGUCGUUGAGCUCCUCCUCGCGCCUGUUGUGUCAACCAGAGGGAAGCAGACUUUAGUGCGUCAUCUACAGUCCACCUUAUCAUUAAUACAGUAAUUUGAAAAAACAAAAAAUGUAAGAUUUCUGAAACGUUUUCAGCUUCCAUUGAUUAAAGUGAUUAAAACGAUCACGAGAUCUCUGGAAGAUCAGAAUUGCCUGCGCGUAAUCACGGGCGUGUGACGUACACACGUUCGGCAAAAUAUACGAACAUUUACUUAAAUAUGAUACCUUAUUUUUUAUAUGUAUUUAUUUGAUAGGGACCGUGGGCAGCCGUUGCCCCGAGGAGUCUGGCGCAUGCAUUUCUAAUACGAUUCUGAACAAUUAAUGAAUUUGCUGUUUUAAUUAGUUCAGCCAUCACCGAAUAGGCUAUAUCUAUAUAUGUGAGUAUGCUUUGGUUACGCUUGCUUCAUUUUUACCAUAAUAAAAACGUAAGCAGUACUUUUUCAUUAUGGUAUUAACUUUACGGGAAAGUUGUUUGGGGUUUAUAUUUUGGGCGAAACUUCAAGGAUUAGUCUACUUUAUAUCAAAGUGGUACGAUAAUUCUCUGUAAGAUUGGUGUCAAAAUAGUAUAUAUAAUUAAAUACGAAGUGGAUGGAUUGUUAA
Messenger RNA from Anguilla anguilla (European eel), 6295 nucleotides. RefSeq names its product deoxyguanosine kinase (gene dguok). Lineage: Eukaryota; Metazoa; Chordata; Actinopteri; Anguilliformes; Anguillidae. The transcript has 7 exons. The record is from RefSeq and is a predicted model, not a curated record. Gene Ontology annotation, molecular function: deoxynucleoside kinase activity. Gene Ontology annotation, cellular component: mitochondrion; cytoplasm. Bases 3574 to 4578 code for a protein of 334 amino acids.